Messenger RNA from Fraxinus pennsylvanica, 1134 nucleotides. NCBI's taxonomy places the organism in Eukaryota, Viridiplantae, Streptophyta, Magnoliopsida, Lamiales, Oleaceae. The record is from the annotation of a GenBank genome assembly.
AUGGCGACUCGGUACUGGGCUGUGUCUCUACCCGUGGCGCGAGGCUCCUCCGCAUCCGCCCUCUGGAGUCGCCUCCAGGAAUCCAUCUCCAAAAAUGCAUUCGACACACCCCUUUACAGAUUUAACAUUCCGAAUCUUCGGGUGGGCACGCUAGAUUCUCUAUUGGCACUAAGCGAUGACCUUUUGAAGUCGAACAACUUUAUUGAAGGGGUGUCUCAAAAAAUUCGGAGACAGAUCGAGGAUUUAGAGAGGGUUUCGGGUGUGAUGAGUAGCUCUCUCACAGUUGAUGGGGUGCCUGUUGACUCUUAUCUCACUAGAUUUGUCUGGGAUGAAGCAAAAUAUCCGACAAUGUCUCCACUUAGGGAGAUUGUGGAUGGCAUUCAUGUACAAAUUGCCAAGAUUGAGGAUGAUCUCAAGGUUCGUGUUGCUGAAUAUAGCAAUGUGCGCAGCCAACUAAAUGCCAUAAACCGGAAGCAAGCUGGAAGCCUGGCUGUUCGUGACCUGUCCAAUUUGGUGAAGCCACAAGAUAUUAUUACUUCAGAACAUUUGACAACCCUACUUGCAGUUGUUCCAAAGUAUUCACAAAAAGAUUGGCUAUCAGGCUACGAGGGACUCACAUCUUAUGUAGUCCCCAGAUCCUCCAAGAAGCUACACGAGGACAAUGAAUAUGCUCUAUAUACUGUAACGUUAUUCAAACGUGAUGCCGACAAUUUUAGAAACAAGGCACGAGAAAGAGAUUUCCAAAUUCGUGAAUUUGAAUAUAAUCCCGAAACACAAGAAACCCGGAAGCAGGAGCUUGAAAAACUUGCACAAGACCAGGAAACAUUAAAAAGCUCUCUGUUGCAGUGGUGCUAUACCAGUUAUGGAGAGGUUUUUAGCUCCUGGAUGCACUUCUGUGCAGUACGAGUCUUCACUGAAAGCAUUCUGCGAUAUGGUCUGCCACCGUCGUUUUUGUCUGUUGUGUUGUCACCAUCCGUGAAAAGCGAGAAGAAAGUUCGUUCAAUUCUCGAGGGACUGUGUGAUAAUUUAAACAGCGCUUACUGGAAAAAUGAGGAAGACGGAGGAGGGAUGGGCGGCUUUGCAGUAGAUGCUGAUGCAUAUCCUUAUGUCUCCUUCACAAUAAAUCUUAUUUAA